This is a messenger RNA of Amorphotheca resinae ATCC 22711, 1532 nucleotides long. RefSeq lists its product as hypothetical. The transcript is spliced from 4 exons. NCBI's taxonomy places the organism in Eukaryota, Fungi, Ascomycota, Leotiomycetes, Helotiales, Amorphothecaceae. The record is from RefSeq and is a predicted model, not a curated record. Bases 151 to 1254 code for a protein of 367 amino acids.
CACCGACUUUCCUCUUCCCUACCUACCUUACGCAGACAAACCCAUUCUGCUCUCUCAUCUUAUAUCUCUCCCUCUUGUUUAUUCUUGCUCCCUCUGUUCUAUAUCUGCAGGAGUGGCAUCGCUACUCGCUGCUCUCCGCUCUCUGCCAAAAUGUUGCUCAGUCGCGGCGGCAUCACGCUGGCCGUGUGGAUCGCUGUCUUUACCGUCCUCACCUCGAUAGUCAUCGGCUUGCGGCUCUGGGCCAUUCGACUCACCAAGAGGGCCUUUCGCCCCGAUGAUUAUAUGGUGUUUUUCGCAUAUAUCUCUACGCUCACGUUGGCGGGUGCUACAUGGUGGGCGAUCGCGAAUGGUCUGGGUGCGCACACAUCAGAGCUGAGUAACUAUGAGCUCGGAGUGCAAUUCAAGCUCAUCGUGGUAUCCGGCGUUACUUGGUUGCUCGGCACCGUCUUCUGCAAGCUGUCCGUCCUCUGGUUGUACACAACCCUCUUCACAACCCAAAAAUUCAAGUACGCAGCAUGGGCCUUGAUGGCCGUUGUCGGAGGCUACGGAAUCGCCUUCCUCUGCGUCUUCCUCACCAACUGCCAACCCAUCUCUCAGGAAUGGCACCCCGUUCCCGGCGGGCAUUGUAGGGACCUGAAGAUCGAGGAGCUGGCUUCGAUUUCCUUGAACAUGGUUAUGGAUACCCUGAUUGCGCUCCUACCGAUGCCGUGGCUGUGGCAGCUUCGGAUGUCAGCCAGGAACAAGAUCACCAUCACCGUCAUGUUUGGCAUGGGUCUCUUGGUUGUCGGCAUCAUGGCAUGGCGACUCCAAAUCACCACCAAAUCAGCCACCAACGCCGACUUCGUCUACGGACUUCGAGAUGUCGGGCUCGUGAGUUUCCUCGAACUAUGGCUCAGUAUGAUCGUCAUCUGCAUCCCCACGCUCGCGCCUCUCUUUGCGAGAUACGUCCGCCCGGUAGUAACACGGGCGACGGGAGCAUCGAAGCGGACGGGGGAAAAGCGUCUCCGCGAAGCCCAGCAGACCAUCGGCGGGGGCUCCACGAAACGGGCCUACCACUGGAAGACUUACGGCAAGCUCGACGCCGACAGCUACCUCGAGCUCGAAGAAGGAAACCUCUAUACCACGGCCGAGGCCGUCAGCCGGCAGGGAUCUGCGAGCGACAGCGCGAAAUCGUGGAUACAGAAGCCGAAUGCUAUUGGCGUUACGCAUCAGAUCCACGUUUUUGAGAGCGAAACGCCGCUGACGCAUCCAUGAUAGUAAAGUAAUGGAUUUAUGAAUGAACUGGAUACGAGAUUUUAUUUUUGGAGCUUUCUUCUUUGAGCGGUUGGUUGGUUAAGGUAGAUUGCAAUAAUACCAUGUAUUUAUACGUGCGUCCUUUUAUGGGCUAGCUGCGUUAAGGACUUGUCUUGUCUUACAGAUGGAUGGAUUUCUUUGGUCGGGGAAUAUGAUAUACAUUAUCUACGGAGUAUAUAAUCUGAGGCAAUGGGUUUGUUUAAACAGCAUUUGAGAUAUACGAAUUAUGAUGAGCGAGU